GACUCUCCGUUGCCAUGUUGCCAUGGUAACGGCCUGUUGUGCAGUCUUGCCCAGCUGAUAUCAAACCCACGGUUUGUGUGCUUGUUGGUUUAUUUAAAGAAGAAAGGGUGCUGGAAAGUCCAUUUGGUAAUGGAGCUAAUUGGAAGCAGUUACAAAGGAGAGACAAAAAAUGGCAGGAUGGAUGGAAAAGGAAAGUACACCUUCCCCACAGACACCAAGUAUGAGGGAGAGAUGAAAGAUGGCAUGUUUCAUGGUAAAGGAGUGCUUCACUUUCCCAAUGGAAGUAAAUAUGAGGCCACCUGGGAGCACGGCAAAGCUAAACAGGGGUCAUUCACCUUUGCUGACGGUCUGCAGUACCAGAAGAUGGACUGGGACUACUGUGAUGGAUACGACAGGCGCUUCUACAGUGAGAGGUGCAAUGGGCUCAGACCUGCAGGAGAAUCUCAGCUAACUGAUCUGCAUCCGCCACGCGUCAUUCCUGAUGGAUGUUACGAUUGUGGAGACGGAUUUUAUGACCCCAGUGCCAGAGUAGUCAAUUCCUACACUGGCAGAUUUCUCAGGAAUGCAGAUGAUUCCGAACAUGAGUGGAUUGUGCGGACUUGCCGGAAAGCUUGGGAUGAGGUUGUUGGCACUGAUCCUGAAAAGUCUGUUGCAACAGUUCCUGAAGAGACCAGCAAUACCAAGUGACACAUUUUUUUACACUCCACUUUAUAUCUGUAUGAAUAGCCCAUUAAAACAGGGAAUUAAUUGAUUUUUUUGUCUUGUGUUACAUGUCUUUAGUGAAGAAGUUUAAUGAACAAAAAUCAUCUUUUAGUGGUAAAAUAUAUUUACUUUUUUAAAUACUCCUUGGUAUCGAUAUUGUAGUAGUUGUUACCACUGCCUAUUAUUUAUGUUUUCUGUGCUUUGUGUGUGUGUGUGAGAGAGAGAGUUUAAGAGAGGUUUAAAAAGGGAAAGAGUCUGAGAAUGUACAAGCACUAAGGGUCCAGUAAUGAUUUUAAAUGUACUCUAUGUUGUUUUGAGUUUGCUUGAACUCCAUGUGAUGUUACUGGCAUGCUGAUUAGAGGCAUUUACUAUAAGAAUAUCACAUUCCAGGGUCAGAAGUCUAGAGAUAAGAUUUUUGGCUGUAUCUCUUACAUGCACAUUCACAUCCUAAAAAUAAGUGCUUUUUUGCAUGCAAAUACAGUAUAAUAUUCAAAAUAUUAAAAUGGAGGUAUGACCAUUUAUAGUCUACAUGUCAGUAAAUAAGAUAAUGAAUAUUUAGGUUUUCAAUGAAAUGUUAAAUAGUCAGAGUCAUAUUUUGAUAUCAAAUGUAAGAGAUUCGCUGGAUAUGACCCAUGCAUUACCGCUAAAACAACAUAUCCUAAAUUAUAUUCAUUGUGUGUUGUGUCUAAUGUUUUUAGGGCACAGUUCUGCUGUGUGAGGGUCAUGUACUCCCUUUAACAUAUAGUCACCAUAAACUGCAGAGGAUUUGUUGGGGUACAAUAGCUCCUCAGUCACCUAACAACUUCACAAGUUGAAAGAUUUUUUUUUUUUUUUAAAAAAAAGCAUCAAUAAAUAAAGAGAUUAA
Molecule: messenger RNA, 1567 nt
Organism: Epinephelus fuscoguttatus (brown-marbled grouper)
Lineage: Eukaryota; Metazoa; Chordata; Actinopteri; Perciformes; Serranidae
Gene: morn5
Product: MORN repeat containing 5
Exons: 5
Coding region: 130-687 (185 amino acids)
Source: RefSeq, a predicted model, not a curated record